AUGGAGGGCGCGGUGACACCAGACGGUCGGCGCACGCGCGCUGCCCUCGCCGAGAUCCCCGUGCGACUGGAUCGUCUCCGUGUUACUCCGUUGCAGCCCGUCACUAACAUCAGAGAGCGGUCCCCUGCACUGCCUGCUGGGUACCUCAGCCCUGCAGCGUCGCCUGACGAACUGCUUAUUCAGCAGAGAGGCCGCAAACGUCUCCCAGUGACAUGGUCGCCAGACAUCGAUCUGAAGCGUAACUCAUUCCACUCCACCGUACGCACACCACCAAAGGACAACCAUUUAUCUCCUCACAAAUUGGGCGUCACCCUUCGUUCGACACCUCGCAAGCGUCUCCUACUCGACACUGAGCGCAUACCUCUGACUCCCGAAAAAAUUGACUUCAGCGACAUCAGCACCCCCCAAAAAUUUAAAAUUACCAGUCCCAUUAAAAGUACACCGCCCAUUAAGAGAUGUAGGCUCGAUAGAUCAUUGAACACCGAAUACAAAGGCCCCAUCGAUGCCGCCCUCAAAGGUUUGAGUCCCACUCAACUCAUUCACAUGAUCAAGACCAUUACAUACAAGCAUCCGGAAAUUGAACAGGAGAUUAGGAAUGACAUGCCAGUACCUGAUCUGUCACCUCUUGAGGAGCGCCUGAGUUACUUGAAGAGUAACAUCUUCAAAAGUCUGCCUACCUCCCGGCUUACUUCUAAAACUGAUUCCCCCGCGUACUCCAGGGUCGCCACUCAUUUGGCGGCGUUCAAAAAGUGCGUUGUUGAACAGGGUAAGGUCUUGGUCGAGUCUCAGCAUUGGGAGUCAGUGCUACAGUAUGUUUUCUUGGCAUGGAGCUAUGUAAAAGCUACACCUUUAUGGGACAACCAGCCACAUAAUGCUCAAAGAAAACAAUGCUUCAGAGCCCUCACAACUUAUUGCAUGACUGCCCUGAAAAAGGGUAACUUACAAAAAGAUGUGCUGGCUGAUGUUCAAGAUAAGCUCGAAGGAAUGGUGGCGGACAGUGAGGAAAUAGCGUCUUGUUUGAAACAGGUGCAAGGUCAGUUACAAGAAUUUUAG
This is a messenger RNA of Spodoptera littoralis (African cotton leafworm), 1053 nucleotides long. Lineage: Eukaryota; Metazoa; Arthropoda; Insecta; Lepidoptera; Noctuidae. The record is from the annotation of a GenBank genome assembly.